Crotalus tigris (Tiger rattlesnake) is the source of this 9536-nucleotide messenger RNA. RefSeq lists its product as uncharacterized. The transcript has a single exon. The coding region runs from base 165 to 9326 and encodes 3053 amino acids. The record is from RefSeq and is a predicted model, not a curated record. Lineage: Eukaryota; Metazoa; Chordata; Lepidosauria; Squamata; Viperidae.
AUCAUAUUUGGGGUCUCCCAGGUCUUAUUUGGAGAUCUGUCCAGUAUCUUCUUCCAGCUACCCCUUCUGCUCAUCCCCAGAAGAAAUUGCACAGAGAGGUGAUUAUUUUACCAUCAGAGGUCUCCUUUCUUAGUAAUGCCAUCAAGCGAGAACUGGAAAGAAACAUGCAGAAACGGGUAGUGUACCAGCGAUGGUUGCUACCUAAAAGAAUUUUGGAAUCUAUGAAGCUGUUCUACUCAAGUUAUAGUUAUCUAAAACCCAUCAUUCCUUGGCAAGUGGGUGGAAUUAACAAAGAGCAAGGUAGCAGACUCUCCAAAAUUGAGAUUGCUGCACCUCCACGGAUUCAUGCCCGAAGCCAGGUUGAGGUUCAUCUCAAACUGCAGCUCCAUUUGGCUAAGAAACAUUUGGAAAUUUAUUUGGACGCUCUUCCGGUAACUGUUAGAACUUCCUGGAGGCACAUGCUUUUCUCUUUGAGAAUCCCUCUCCCUAAGAUCAUUUUGAGUCACCAGCCAAUGCUUCCCCGCAGAACCUUGUUGCCCUUUGCAUGCAGGAAAGCCAUUGAUAGGAUAGAAAUGACUGUGCAACGUAAUCAUUUUGCUUCCUUGUGGGAGCUGACCACUCAUUAUGUCAAGGCACUUGAACAAUUGAUGCCCAAACCUUUGUCCCAGCCCCUAAGAGGUCAGAAAAGGACUGCCUUCUUAUUCACUAAAAUUCAGUGGGUGCUUCCUCCAGGAUUCAGCAUGGAAACUUUAGAGCUGCACGUUAAAAGGAAGAGAAUCCAACAUGAAUGGGGUUUUCCGGUCCUUAUCCAAAAAUCAAUCAAGAGCUUCAUCUAUCAGCCACCUUCAUCCUCAUCUUUAACAAAGACAAAAAUCAGUGUCCAUACCCUGGUUCAGGAGCUAUCGUUCCUUUCCCAGGAUAUCUGCAAAAACCUUGAACUUCAUGUGCAGAAGACAAAAUUAUAUCGCCAGUGGGGGUUGCCACAAAGGGUUCUUGCAUCUCUGAAGAAGCUACAGCCAGCAGUAAACAUUCAUGCUCCAAGGCCAAAAACACUGGUGUACCAGACAAGAAGAACAAUAUCCACCUAUAAGACCUUCCCUCUAUUCCAAACUAAGACUGUUCUAUGCACCAUGUGCUGCAAACAGAGGAUGGUGGCGAUUCCUCCACAUGUUCCUCACAAACUUCCCUUAAAAGGAUCCAACUAUCUGGAGAAGAUUUGCCUUCACCUGUCUAAGAAAUACGUGGAGAUACAGUUGGAGGUUUUCCCAGACAUUGUUAUGGAUUCUUGGAAACAUAAUGUGUUGGCAACAAGGCAACCACUCCCCAAAUUAAUCUCCCAUGGUCCUAAGAUUUUGCAGCCCCGACGGAGCUUCCUACCCUUUAUGCAAAAGCAGGAAGCAAAAAGGUUGGAGAUGGCAGUACAGCUUCACUAUUUUAGUUCCCUCUGGGGUCUGGCCAAAAGAUAUGUGGAAGCUGUUGAUGCAAUGAUUCCUAGAUCAUAUGCCUCACCCCUCCAGAGAAAGAGUGUUCCUAUUGUGAUGUUCUCAGAGACGCAGAUACCAUUUCUCCAACCACAAGAACAAGAGAUUUUUGAACUGCAUAUCAGGAAAAAAAGGUUGCAUCAUGAAUGGGGUUUCCCAGCACUCAUCCAGAGCUCUCUCAAGGUCUUCAUGCAAGGUUUCCCCCCAAGUUCCACCACCCACAGGACCACAAUCAAUGUCCAUGCUUUGCCCCAAAAGCUUUCAUUUCUCCCUUGGCCAACUUGCAACUACUUAGAGUUUCAUGUACAAAAACUGAAACUACAACGGCUUUGGGGCUUACCAAAGAGAAUCCUUGAGUCACUGAAAUAUUUCCGCCCUUCUGCUCCUUUGGGAAAAGCUCAGCUCCCCCAAAGUGACAAGAAAACUAAAUUAACAGAAGCAAGGUUCGGUGCUGGAGAAAAUCAAAGGGCUUGUUGCAAAUCGGUUGAGUCCACGCAUUCGACUCCAAAGAAAUUGGAUCUCCUCAAGGAACACAUCAGAAGAAAAUACAUUCAGGUACAGCUGGAGACACUCCCUAGACUGGUGAGACAGUCCUCCAAAGAAUCCAGUACUAUUUCACCAAAGCACCUUCCCAAGUUGAUUGAGGCUGGGAAGAAAUCCCCCACCAACAGACCAUUGUCCUUACUUUUUCUGCCGCCAAGUAAUAUAAAUAUGUUGGAACAGAAUUUAAGACAUAAACAUUUGACGUUCUUGUGGGGGGUUAGCAAAAAAUAUAUGGAAUCCUUAACUAUAGUGGUCCCAGUUAGACCUUUCCCAGCACGAACCCAAAAGGCAAGCAUUGCAUUCCUACAGCCGAAGGCCCCUUUUGUUCAGAAAGAGGCAAGAGAAAUGUUGGAGUAUCACAUCCAGAUAAAGAGACUUCAUCAUCUUUGGGGUUUGCCAUUCAUCAUCCAAAGCUCUUUACAAGCCUUUACAACCUAUUUAUCCAUUGUCCCCCAUCCACCACAGAGAAUAAGGCAGGAAAUUAGAAUUUCAGUGCAGGAUCUGCCAUUUGUUUCUAAGUUUGUUCAACAGAACUUAGCAUCUAGCAUUAAAAAGAUGGUCAUUCACAGCCAAUGGGGGCUGCCAAAAAGAUUACAUAAAUUUCUGCGUGGCUUUUGUCCCACCCCUCCAGGAGAUCAUGAAGAAUUAAGGGAGUUCAGAAACUUUCUGGUCAGUGGACCUAAGUUCAAAAAAGCACAACGUAUCACUAGAUUGCCACAGGCUAGUUUUGUAGAUGGUCAACCAAAGAAGGCCGCCUUUCUCACAGAUGAAAGUGCAGAUCUUUUGGAAAGGCACAUCCAACAUAAAAAGUUCCAGCAUGAAUGGGGGCUGCCCUCUGUCCUUCAAAGGUCCCUUCGUGCUUUUGCUCCUUUGCCUCCAGAUCCACAAAAAGCUUCAGCCAGAUUGGCCAUUGCUGCCCCUUCAAGUCUGCAAAGUGAAGUGAGAGUCACAACAACUCCCAAGCUGCUGUUCCUGGAUCCAGUCACAAAGGAACACUUGGAAGCGCAUACAAAAAGACAAAUCACAAGACACCGAUGGGGUCUUCCCAAGCAAGUACAGGAAUCAAUGAAGACUUUAUUGCCCCCUACAUAUUUUCGCCAACCUGAAGAUCUUACAGAGCGAAUCCCAUUGGUUACCCAUGAUCAAGUUUAUCCAGCUAGAAUUAAGGAGCUUUCAGAAGCUAGAGCUCGGCAUCGGCCUACAAUUAGAAAAGCCCCAAAAUGGAGGAGCCAGAUAGAGGAAUAUGGUGGCAGGCAACUACCAAUGAUAGCAGGAAGACGUCCCAAAUCUCCCUCUCCACACAUAAUGAACCAAAUUCCAACUUUAAGUGGAAACAUUUCUCCUAAAUUUCACCAAGAGAGCUGGGCUGCAACAUUCUAUACAAAGGAAGCUUGGGAUGCUCUAGAAUUCCAUAUCAGACGCAAAAAGAUCCAACAUGAUUGGGGACUGCCCUCUAUGGUCAAGAAAUCCCUCAAUGCUUUUGCUCACCAUCCACCAGAGCUGCACAGCACAACUGCAACAUCAGGAGGGCGCAUCUCUAUCAAGAGCCGAAGGAAAGGAGCAACUCAUAGGUCACUUGCUAUGGUAGAGGCAACAAUCCCUCAUUUGGAUCUACAUUUUGUGAGUACAGAGAUCAAGGAUAGCCUGGAAGCCCACUUGAAGAAUUGGACCAUGAAGCACAAAUGGGAGCUCCCCAAACGAAUUCGGAGUUCACUGAGGGCUAUUGUUCCUCCUCAACCUGAAUCCCAAUCUGGAAUGCACCAGCCUCGCAGGCAGCAUAGCAGACCCACCCAACCACAUAAAAUCUUUUCCCACCAUGAGAGAAAGACAUCACAACGGCAAGUCGCCUCUACGAAGGGAGCCUCAAAAAUACCCAACACUAUAAGCCAUCAAAGGCAAAGCUUAGCUUUGGCAAAGCUGCUGUUCCUUACAGAGGACAACCGGCAUCUUUUGGAAUUCCACAUUCAGCAGAAGAAAAUCCAGCAUGCUUGGGGUGUGCCUUUGGUGGUGCUCCGAUCCUUGAAUGCUUUCUUCCCAUUUCCGAUUAAGAUCCAAAGUACAGGAAAGAAGAGGCUCAGGGCUAACCAGUGGGCUAUCAAAGAAGUAAAGGUGGUUGUCCCCUUCACAUUCUUCCUUAGUAUGGAGACCAAAGAGGUUCUGGAAGCUCAUAUGAAGAGGAGGAUUGCAGAACAUAAAUGGUCUAUUCCCAAACGCAUUCAGCAGACACUGGGGACAUUAUCUACUCCCCAACCCCAUUUCCAACCCAAGGACAUUGAUCAACAAACUCCAUUGUGUCGCCAGUGCAAAUUGCUCCUUCAGACUACCGAUGAUUCCCAAACUGAGAAGGAGGAGAAAGAUGAAGACUUGCUGGAACAGUCAGAGAAAGAUAGGAGAAGGAAGAGACGGAAAAAGGAAUAUUUCCAGCCAAGGAACCAGAGAAGGUCUACAUCACCUGGGAGAUCUAGCAGGCAAUUCUUGUUGUUCUCAGAGCCAAGUCUUUCUUUUCUUUCAGAUGAGGUCAGGAAUUAUCUGGAAUUCCACAUCCAGCAGAAGAAAAUUCAGCGGGCAUGGAGCUUGCCCUCCAUGGUUUUGAAGUCUUUGCAAGCUUUUGCCCCAUUUUCCUCUGAAAGGAAAAAACGCAUCGAGAGCACUAGGAAGCGCAUAGUCAAGACACAUGGAUGGAAUAGGCAAGAAGUGAAGGUGAUUGUCCCAAACCUCUCCUUCCUCAGUGAAAAGAUCAAAGACAUACUGGAAGCUCACUUGAAGAGGAGAAUGGCAGAGCAUAGAUGGGGCAUGCCAAAAGCCAUUCAGAAGCUCCUGGGAUCAUUUGUGCCUUCAAGACCUCCUUCUCAACCUGAAAGCAUUCAUGAACAGCCAUCACUCUGCUGGAAGUGCAAAUCCCUCCUGGGGUCUACAGAUGUUUCUGAAAUGGAAGAAGAAGACGAAGAUUUGCUGGAAGAGUCAAAGAAAGAUAGGAGAAUAAGGAGAAGGACAGAGCAAUAUUUCCAGCCAAGGAACCACAGAAGGUCUACAUCUCCUGGGAGACCUAGCAGGCAAUUCUUGUUGUUCUCAGAGCCAAGUCUUUCUUUUCUUUCAGAUGAGGCCAGGAACUAUCUGGAAUUCCACAUCCAGCAGAAGAAAAUUCAGCGGGCAUGGAGCUUGCCCUCCACGGUUUUGAAGUCUUUGCAAGCUUUUGCCCCAUUUUCCUCUGAAAGGAAAAGACGCAUUGAGAGCACUAGGAAGCGCAUAGUCAAGACACAUGGAUGGAGUAGGCAAGAAGUGAAGGUGAUUGUCCCAAACCUCUCCUUCCUCAGCAAAAGGACAAAAGACAUAUUGGAAGCUCACUUGAAGAGGAGAACUGCAGAGCAUAGAUGGGGCAUGCCAAAAGCCAUUCAGAAGCUCCUGGGAUCAUUUGUGCCUUCAAGACCUCCUUCUCAACAUGAAAGCAUUCAUGAACAACCAUCACUCUGCUGGAAGUGCAAAUCCCUCCUGGGGUCUACAGAUGUUUCUGAAACUGAAAAAGAAGACGAAGAUUUGCUGGAAGAGUCAAAGAAAGGUAGGAGAAUGAAGAGAAGGACAGAGCAAUAUUUCCAGCCAAGGAACCAGAGAAGGUCUACAUCACCUGGGAGAUCUAGCAGGCAAUUCUUGUUGUUCUCAGAGCCAAGUCUUUCUUUUCUUUCAGAUGGGGCCAGGAAUUAUCUGGAAUUCCACAUCCAGCAGAAGAAAAUUCAGCGGGCAUGGAGCUUGCCCUCCACGGUUUUGAAGUCUUUGCAAGCUUUUGCCCCAUUUUCCUCUGAAAGGAAAAAACGCAUCGAGAGCACUAGGAAGCGCAUAGUCAAGACACAUGGAUGGAGUAGGCAAGAAGUGAAGGUGAUUGUCCCAAACCUCUCCUUCCUCAGCGAAAGGACCAAAGACAUACUGGAAGCUCACUUGAAGAGGAGAACGGCAGAGCAUAGAUGGGGCACGCCAAAAGCCAUUCAGAAGCUCCUGGGAUCAUUUGUGCCUUCAAGACCUCCUUCUCAAUAUGAAAGCAUUCAUGAACACCCAUCACUCUGCUGGAAGUGCAAAUCCCUCCUGGGGUCUACAGAUGUUUCUGAAAUGGAAGAAGAAGAAGAGUUGUGGCAAGAAAUUAAAAAAGACAGGAGAAGGAAAAUAUGGAAGGGUAAAGAUUUCCAGCCAAGAAAGCAGAGGGAAUCUACUCAUGUGGGUCCUUAUGGAAGGUGUUUCUUAGUACCUAUGGAGGGAAAGCUUCCUCUUCUCUCUGAGGAAGCCAGGAAUUACCUGGAAUUCCAUAUUCAGCAGAAGAAAAUUCAACGAGCAUGGAACUUGCCUUCCUUGAUCCUGAAAUCCUUGCGUGCCUUUGCCCCAUUUCCUCUUGAAGAACAGAAGGACAUGCAAGACCCAAGAGACAGAAGGACCAAAAAAACCCUGUGGGAUAAAAGAGAUGUGCCCAUCGAUGUCCAGAGUCCCUUGUUUCUCAGCCCAGAUGUUGAGGAACACCUGGAUACUCAUGUGAGACACAUAACAACAAAGCACCAAUGGGGUCUUCUCGAACGAGUUCAACAGCCCUUGCAGGCAUUUCUGCCUUUGAGAUCCCAUUCGCCAUCUGAGUUGGAAGAGGCGAAAGAAGGCUCACACGAGGGUUCCAAACCCAGGAAAAUAUACCGUAAGACAAAAGAGAUGCCAUCUGCAAAUGGAAAUAUCAAAACCUAUUCAGAAGUGAAGCUGCCUUUCUUUGUGGACCCAGCUUGGAACCUCCUGGAAUUUCAUAUCCAACACAAGAAACUCCAACAUGCAUGGGGACUGCCCUUCAUGGUGUUUAAAUCCAUAGACGCUUUUGCUCCAUAUGUCCAUGACUCCACGAAGCAUCCUUUAGCCAUUCGAGGUGCAAUGACAGCCCAUAAGCUUUCUUGGGACAGAGAGUUUCACAUGAUUGCCCCAAAUCUGUCAUUCCUUAGCUCAAAUACAAAACAACACUUAGAAGCUCAUCUGAGGAAUUUAAUUGCAGUACAUAGAUGGGAGCUUCCAAAACAUGCUCAAGCAACAUUGAGAGCAUUUCUGCAUCCUGGCACACUCAGUUCGCGAGCUCAGUCUCCUGUCUAUAAAUCUACCCAGAUCUCAUUGCCCCAAACCUGGGGUACAGACAAAAGUCCCAUGAAGAAAUCCCAGCUCAGAAAGAAAGAAGCAAAGUUGUGGACACCCAGGUCUUCAUCCACAGCCUAUUUCAGAAGCAGAAAGGUGGACUUUCUUGAUGAUGGGGCUCAGGAUCUUCUGGAAUUCCACAUUCUGCACAAGAAAAUUCAACAUGCAUGGGGCUUGCCAGCCCUUAUUCAGAAAUCCCUGCGGUUGUUUGCUCCCUCAGAGUCACAGAAGGAGCCACAAUUGGCAGCAGAUGUGACCAUGAAAACAGCAAUGGGUGUUGCAGCCAACAAAUCAUGGAUAGUGAGGGAAGUCAAAGUUGCUCCUCAGCAGCUACGCUUUCUGCAGCCAGACAUAAAGAAGCAGCUGGAAAGACACAUCAGACAUCUCACUGCGAAGCACAGAUGGCAACUUCCAAAACUGGUGCAAGACACACUGGUGGCAUUUAUUCCUCAAAUGGGGGAGGAGAUGAAGGAACCGUUCUCGACAUAUGAUGAAGACCUGUUGAGAUCCAGCUCUAGCUCAGGGGCACCUGACCUGUACGACUCAGAACUAUUUUAUGAACUCCACCAAACUCCAAUGGGAAUUCGAGCUUCUUGGCUGGAUACCCAAGAGCCAUCAUUUUGUUUUGAUAGAAAAACCCAGCACACCAGAACCGUUCAAGGGAAAAUGGCUAGGAGAGAGGCACCUGAAGUGAGCAAACUACAGAAGUUGCCACCGCAGAGAAUAGAAUCAGAUUUAUAUCUAAAGGAUGAACAAAUAUGGGCUUCAGACCUUCUUGGUAGAACACAAGAUCCUAGAGGUCCAUUUUUCUCUACUCCAGUUUCUGGCUAUCAGAAAGGCAGAUAUAACGUCAGUAGCUCAUCAGAGAGUUUAUCUAUGGAGAAAUAUCCAAGUCAAAGAACUGAUUGGUUAGCUACAGACAGAGAAGCUCUUCCUUGCUCUUCCAACAUGUCCCUAAAGAAGGACAUUCUGAAACAACUUCAAAGCACUUCCCAGAGAAAGGAAGAUGACAGAUACUAUCCUGUUGGGUCGAAACAGUCUCAGCUGUCAAAAGUAUCUGGUUCUAGUUGGGUACCCAACAGAUUUUGUAGGAUAGGCAAGUGCCCUUGCCUAUGCCAUUUGCCUUCAUCUAGAGAGGGCUCCAUGUUGUCAUUGCGAUCAGUUAGAAAGCAGAGACCAGAUUUGACUUGGGGUACGGUAAAGGAGACAGAAACAGAUUCUUCUUCGCUGCUAACAGAGGAUAGGUCAUCCCUUCAAUCUAUUUUAGCAAAGAAGGCAGACGUACGGUUCUCUUCUCUUCCAUCAGAAGAUGCUAUCUCUGAAUUAUCUUCAGGGGCAACCUUGAGGAAUGCUUCUCUUCCAGAACCAGGGUACCAGGGAGCCCUCUUUCAGGAGGAAAGAGUCUUUGCUAGCAAUACAGACCUGCAGAAUGUGACUACAUCAGGAAGUGAACCGGCCAAUACCUCAGGGCCCUCUGAACAAUUUUCUUCAUCCACCAAAGGUAUGGUCUUCCAAGAAGCAGUGCAACCUUCACUAGCUGUUGAGCAGAGAGCAGUCCAGGAGUACAGAAGAGAAGGUGAACAGACUGUCCCAGAACUAGGCAGGGAUGAACUUGAUGGUGGAAAGCUCUCCAGCAUUGAGAAGGUAGAAGAAAAGACCCCAGACUGGGGGAAAGACCUAUCUACAAAGGAACCUUUUACUGAUAUCAGACCACUCAUAGAACACAAGACCACCAAAAUGUCUGGGACAACGCAAAAGAGAAGAAAGCCUAUGUCAGAAAGAGCUCAGCCCAGCAAGCCGGAGAAAAAAGUUCGCCACACUCAUUUCCUAGUUCGCAUGGAACCUGAUGAGAAAAUGUCCAUCCUUGGCAGAAUCUUGGAGAGAAAAUUGCGUCUGCGACAUGGGUUGAGCGUUUGGAAGUACAGCCAUGGAAAGGUGGUUUCCAGAAUAAAACACAAGAUAGAAAGCUUUCGGCAAAGUUUCAGGGUACGAAGCAGAACAAGAAGCAAGGAUAGCACUAGGAGAAAUCCGUCACAUAGUCCGGAAAGCACCACAAGAAGCAGCAGCUCAAGUGUCAAGGCCAGAAGCAGAGGGAGAAGCAGAGAGAGGAGAUCAAAGAUGGACGUGAGAAGAAAGGAGUUACCACAAAAUGAAUUAUGAUGGUCACACCUAUAAGACAGUUCCUUGACAAAGGGAGCAGGAAGAAACUAUGAAAAGGGCCAGAAAGAAACUGUGCGAAUCCCUAGGAGAGUAUGCCCCUUGGAAAGAGGUGAAUUUAUAAUCCAGCUUCAAGAACUUGGGUUAAGCCAUUGUGCCAAAGGUUGAUAGACAACCGUGUAGUCCUAUCACAUUAAAAUGUUAAUUUCUAGA